AUGGCAUUCUAUCGGAUCGGUGUGGAUGUGGGUGGCACCAAUACCGAUGCUGCUAUCCUCAACACGGCAGCCGCAACCCUCCAUGAACAGGACUUGCAUCGAGAUCGACAGAGGGGCGUGUGCGCUUCCAGCAAAACUCCUACCACUGCCGAUGUGACUUCUGGUAUUUGCACGGCCAUUGUCGAUGUCCUCGCCAAGGCGCAGAUUCCCGCCCACGAGGUGCGCAGUGUAGCCAUCGGCACUACUCACUUCGUCAACGCUGUUGUGGAGGCGGACCCCGGUCGGCUCAAUAAGGUCGCUGUCGUUCGUCUGUGUGGUCCAUACACUCGGGCGGUACCACCAUUCUCCGACUUUCCACCACGACUUCGUGAAAUUAUCGGAGGACCGGUUUUCUAUCUCGACGGAGGUCUCGAAAUCGAUGGUCGGGAAAUCGCGCCCAUCUGCCCUCAACAGAUUGAGGAUGCCGUGUCCACCACCGUUGCUCUCGUUGGGGUGUUCUCGCCCCUUGACCACGGGGGCGCGAACGAGGCAGCUUGCAAGAAACUGAUGUUACAGCAAAGCCCUGACUUAUCCGUGGUGUGUUCUGCCGAUAUUGGCAGUGUUGGGCUGCUGGAACGUGAGAAUGCAACGAUACUCAACGCCUCCAUCCUGGCUCUGGCGAAGAGGACCAUCCGAGCUUUCUGUCUCGCCAUGAAAAACCUACAGCUCAAAUGCCCGUUGUAUCUUACUCAAAACGAUGGUACUUUGACGAGCGCUGCAAUGGCUGCAGAGCGACCUAUUCAGACUUUUGCCAGUGGACCGACAAACAGUCUGACGGGGGCAGCCUAUCUGGCCGGUCUGGACCAACGCAGCAUCACAAGCAGGACUGCCACUCAAGUCCUGGUUAUGGAUGUGGGAGGAACGACCACCGAUGUCUGUGCUCUCUUGCCAUCUGGAUUUCCCCGCAAGGCGCCCAACUUUGUUGAAGUCGGCGGAGUACGUACGGCUUUUCCUAUCCCAGAGGUGCUCUCAGUGGGACUGGGUGGAGGGAGUCGCAUCCACAUUGAUGGCGCCGAAGGCACCGUGAGUGUUGGACCCGACUCGGUUGGAUACCAUUUGACACAGGACGCCCUAGUCUUUGGCGGCAAUACCAUGACCUCGACGGAUAUUGUUGUCGCGUCUGGCAAGGCUGAGCUUGGGGAGCGCUCUCGGGUGAAGCACCUCCCGAUCACUGUUCUUACCGAAGCUCGCGCAGGCAUAAAGAAAAUACUCGAGCGCACUAUCGACGCGAUGAAAGUGUCUGACCAGCCCGUGACUCUCUUACUAGUCGGAGGUGGCUCUAUCGUGUACAUGGACGCACUUGAGGGCGUCGCCGAGUGCAUUGUUCCUCCGCACCAUGACUCUGCCAACGCGGUUGGGGCUGCCAUCGCCAAAGUCUCUGGUGAGGUGGAUGUUGUUGAGAUCCUGGAGGGUCGCGAUGAGGGAGCCGUAGUGGAAGCAGCAAAGCAGCAGGCGAUACAGGCCGCCAUCGAACGCGGGGCUGACAAGGACGAUGUGAGCGUUGUGGAGGUCGAUAAAAUACCACUGCAAUAUGUUACGAACAAAGCAGUCCGGCUUGUUGUCAAGGCUGUUGGAAAGCUUGCAACUCCCGCUCCGGGAGAUUCUGCAGAGGAGCAUUUGGUAUCUUGGAUGUCAACUGAUGUCGAUGACUCGUCCUUCAAGGAAGCAUCAGAAGUGGAGACGGUGGUUCCCGCUCUCAUUAGCACCAAACACAGUGCCUCCCUCGAUCUUGACACAUAUGUUCCUGAGGUGACGGACCAAGUCUGGUACCUUUCCGCCGUCGACUUGGAGUUCAUCGCGACCGGAACCGGUGUGUUGGGCACUGGUGGUGGGGGCCCGUCUUAUCUUCAGUAUUUGCAAUGUCUUGACUGGCUACAAAGCCCUGACGCAAAGGGACGUAUGAGGGUGGUAUCUCCAGAUAGCAUGAACGAUUCGGGUGUCUGCGUGUUUGGAUCGUGGUACGGCGCCCCCAGUGUGUCGGGGGAGCGAAUCCCGGCCAAGAUAGAACUCACAACUGCCAUCGACCAUGUCGUCCGUCUCUCUGGACAUACACACUUUGAAGGAAUCAUUGCCGACGAGAUUGGCGGAGGAAAUGGCAUGUCUACCUUUCCCACUAGCGCCUACUACGAUAUUCCGGUUCUCGAUGGUGAUCUCAUGGGCCGCGCCUAUCCCACCAUGGAGCACGGGACGCCUUAUGUCUAUGGACACCCCAUAACUCCGUGUGUGGUUGCGGACGCGAAAGGUAAUGUUGGGGUGGUGUUGAAAGCUGAGUCCAACCGUCGAGUGGAGGAACUGCUUCGAUGCCAGUGUGUGAAUCUUGGUAUCUCGACUGCUGUGGCUGCUGUACCCUUGACCUUUGACAUUGUCAAGAAAUACUGUAUCCCGAACACAGUGUCCCAAGCCUGGUAUCUGGGUCGCGCUAUUCAUCGCGCCCGCCGGUCCAAGACGGACAUCAUCAAAGCCAUUUUUGAAACCACACUCGGCAAACUGCUCUACAGUGGCAAGAUCAUCGACGUGAAGCGAGAUGUCAGUCGCGGGUACACGGUCGGCCAGUGCACAAUUGCACCGUUAUCCGGCGAGGAGAGAGAGAAUAUGGACAACCAGGUCUCGGCAGAAACACGUCACUUGGUGAUUCCAUUUCAAAACGAGUUUCUCUAUGCUGCGUACAUCGACCCUGCAUACCCCACAGCGCAGCAGGUUAUCUGCACAGUACCCGACCUCAUCUCGGUUCUAGGCCAAGAUGGCGAGGCAAUCGGGUCGCAGGAGCUGCGGUAUGGCCUGCGCGUGAAUGUCAUCGGCAUGGCGGCGCACCCUCUGUGGACCGGAGAUGAGCGAGGACUGCGUGUCGGAGGACCCCGGGGCUUUGGAUUGAAUAUGGAAUGGACGAGUCUCGGUCCGUAUCAGGCACCGCGCAGUGUCAUUGCGGAGUUUAACCAGCAGUUAUGA
Molecule: messenger RNA, 2985 nt
Organism: Aspergillus luchuensis
Lineage: Eukaryota; Fungi; Ascomycota; Eurotiomycetes; Eurotiales; Aspergillaceae
Exons: 6
Coding region: 1-2985 (994 amino acids)
Biological process (GO): glutathione metabolic process
Cellular component (GO): cytosol
Molecular function (GO): 5-oxoprolinase (ATP-hydrolyzing) activity
Source: RefSeq, a predicted model, not a curated record